This is a messenger RNA of Diospyros lotus (date-plum), 1032 nucleotides long. RefSeq names its product brassinosteroid-responsive RING protein 1-like. The transcript has a single exon. Gene Ontology annotation, biological process: protein ubiquitination. Lineage: Eukaryota; Viridiplantae; Streptophyta; Magnoliopsida; Ericales; Ebenaceae. Gene Ontology annotation, molecular function: zinc ion binding; ubiquitin protein ligase activity. The record is from RefSeq and is a predicted model, not a curated record. Bases 200 to 709 code for a protein of 169 amino acids.
CACACACACACAACUCACCCUGCCUGCCCCUCACGCCACUCUCGCCGUCUCUCUCUCCCCCCCCCUACCCUAUAUAUAUAUAUACGGAUCACUAGCUAUAGGUUCUUCCUAGUACAACCAAAUUAACCAGUAUAUGCAGGGUUACUAUCUCGGUCGAUCUCUUUCCCAUCAGAUAGCAAACUAAGAAGAAGAUUAAAAGAUGGGUUUCCCAGUAGGCUACACGGAGCUGCUGCUUCCGAAGCUGCUCCUUCACACGCUCUCCGUUCUGGGCUUCAUCAGGAGGCUCAUUUCCACACUCUUCCGCUCCCUGGGUCUCGCGGAUUUUCUCGAGCCCGAGAUUGCGUGGCCGCCCCGACCCGAAUGCUCCUCGGAGCCCCACUCCGUAUCCGCCGUCCUGAUCCGGGAGCUCCUCCCCGUGGUGAAGUUCUCCGAGCUGGAGGACCCGCCGGAGAACUGCGCCGUUUGCCUGUACGAGUUCGACAGUGGCGACGAGGUUCGGCGGCUGCCCAACUGCCGCCACAUCUUCCACCGGAGCUGCGUCGAUCGCUGGAUGGACCACGACCAGCGCACCUGCCCACUCUGCCGGACCCACUUCAUAGCCGACGAUUUGCAGGACGCUUUCAACGAGCGACUCUGGGCCGCGGCCGGGAUCUUGGACUUCUAUGGAGCCGAGUACUCGCCGUCGCCGAUGAAUCCCACCGGUUUGUAAUGUAAUUCCAAUUUUUGGCCUUUUUUUUUUUUUUUUGUUUCUUCUUUUCCAUUUUUGCCCUUCUCGCUCGCUGGCUGCUUUCCUUUUUCCUUGAACGGGUAAGAUAAGAAUGGUUGAGUUGGUCUGUACAUACUGCAAAAAGAAAAAAACAGAGAGAUUCAAAGAGAGAGGGAGAAUGAAUGGGCAUAUAUAAAGCAGCCAGCCAUAUAUAAAGCCAUAAUGCAAAGCAAAAAAAAAAAAAAAAAAAAGGGAAACAUGUUGUACAUAUGGUCUGUAUCAAUAAUCCUAAUGAAGAUGAAGUUGUUCACAACAUUUGAGCCUCA